AUGCAGGACAAAGUGCUUUGCCCCGGCUCUCGCACUGGCUCGGAGGGCUUUGUGCUGGAUCCCUUCGUGCUCCGACCAGGGCUGCUGCCGCCGGCAGUGCCGCCGGUGCCGGCGCCGACAUCUUCGGAUUCGGUGCAGGAGGUGGUGCCUGGGCUCUUCGUCGCAGGCUCUUUUCAGCCUCCCCUGCAGCGGCUCUGGCGGCUGGGUGUGCGCUACGCGCUGGUGCUGGAGAAGCUGGAACGGCCAGAAGGUGACCAAACUUUGCAAGCAGGCUCCGACGCUUCGGAGCUCUUUGGGGUCGAGCUCCGGGAGCUCCGAGCAGAAUCCGAGGAGCUGACCCUGGAGCCUUCGGAGGCUUUGCCUUCGGAGCUUUCGGAGCUUUCGCUUUCGGAGCUCUCUGGCUUUCCGGGCAUUGCCGGGGCCACGGAAGGCUUCCUUUGCUCCCUUCUAAAGGAGAGCCACGAGAGCCGGAGCCUGGUGCUCCUGCCGCACUCUGACGAAGUCGAGCUCUGUGCGGCCGUCGCUAUAGAGGUCGUGGCGAGCCUCUUCAAGAUGGACUUUUUGGAGGCCCGGAGAUAUCUGAGCAGCCGCUGGGACGUGCCCGUCGGGGAUUCUUGGCUGACCGCCUUUGCUUCCUCCGCCACAGCCGCCACAGCCGAGCCGUUUUGGAAGGCACCGCCCUGGGAGGCCUUGGACAGCGAGGAGCCCAACAAAGGGCGGGCCAAGGCCCUUGCAGGCUGGUUUGCGGAAGGCCUGGAUGUGGUGUCCUUGGGGGCGGUGCGAUCCUGGGACCUUCAAUUUGCCAGCAGAGAUGAAGAGAUCUGUGAAGUCUGUGAAGAGCCGAUUCUGAAGAUCCCGGGGAGUCUUUUGUACGUUCCCGAGAAUGGUUGGGGAGCGGUCCCAGAAAUCUUCCGCGCCUACCGGGCCUGGCGCGCCCGGCUGAACCCAAAGUCGCCGAAGCCGAAGUCGAGGUCGAAGAAGUCAAAGACCCCUGAGAGACCCCAGAGGCUGGGUUCACAGGGUUCGCUAUGCUCGCCGUCUUCAGACCCUGGUCCGCUUGAGCCCCUGGUGACACUCCGAUUCUCAAAGUGCCUGCUUCAGGAUGAGAUUCUCGCAUUCCCGCAUUCCUUCAAAGAAGACCACGGACAGACCUGGCAUUUGGUGGCUCUCGUGUGCAGUUCCACCAGGACUGAGAAGCCUGCAUGCAUUCCAGCAAAGGAUGCGAAGGCCAUGAAGGCCCCAAAGGCGCCUUCAAGAUGUCGAGCCGUCACGUUCCUGCACGGAGGCGGAGGGAAGGAGUGGCUUGUGGAUGGCAACGCUCAGAUGCACGAGAUCCGGCGCUGGCCGCUCGGAUCCGUGCCGAACGCGUGGCUGUGCACGCGAGACCUCACGCCGCAACUGGCCGUCUACAGCACGCUGGCCCCCCGCGGCCAUGUGAAGCUGCCUCACCUGACCCGGCUUCCUGCCAUCGCCGGCUGGCGCUCCGACCUCACUGCGACUCUGACGGUGCGCGUCGUCACGGAGAAGUCGCUUCAGAUGACCCGGGGCUCUUUCGCUGGCGGUGCUGAGGUGCCAGCGUCUGCCGAGCUGACGCUUCCCAUGGCCGCGUCUCUCGAAGACCUCAAGCAGCAGAUCCACCAGCAGAUGCGGAUCCCCGCGGAGCGCCAGCUGCUGCUGCAAAUUCCGGACACAGGCUCCUCAUGGCUAUUGCCGGUUCGAAGCCCGGUGUCCUCGCUUCUACCACUGGCAGUGGUGCACGGAAUGCCCAUCACUCCGACCGUGCUGCUGAUGUUUCAGUCCGAUGGAGGCCCCUCGAAUGCCUCGAAUGCCUCGAAUGCCUUGACCUCGAUGCUGAGCUGGGAGCCAAGUAUGGACCUCCCAGAGCUGGUGCCUUUGCUCUGCAGAUUCUUCUCGAAAGACACCUUGGAGCACCAUGUCUUGGGCGUCCUCCUUGCAGAGACCGGCCAAAGCCUCCUGCGGCAACUCUCGCCGCUUCUCCGGCGCCUCGACAGCUUCGAGAGCUUCCAAAGAAGCGGCGAACAAAACGGCGAAAGCGGCGAGAAGGCCUUGGCAGGGUUUCUGGGCCCCGGCCCGGGAUCCCUGGUGAGCUUCGCGAAGGAAGGAGCUGUGGGAGCUGUGGGAGCUGUGGGAGCUGUGGGAGCGGAAGCUUUGGCUCUCGAGAGCCUCCGCCUGGAGCUUCCACUACGGGCGUGUCCGAGGAUCUUCGGAGCAGCCGUGGACCUGGAAAAAGCCGCCUGCGGCCGCGCUUCCUCGGACCUGCCGGCGGCCGAGGCCUGGAUGGAGCCGGAGCCGGAGAAAGCACAGCCCAUGCUUGGGUGCCUGUUCCUGCACACCGAGAUAGGGGAGAACCAGAAAGCAAAAGGGAGCUCUACGAAGGGUAAAAGCCAGGGUAAAAGUGAGAAGGACAGGAUCCUGUUGCCCUUCUGGCGAACCUUGGCAAAGGCCUUGAGGGAGGCAAGCGGCUCCGAUCUCCAGGUAGAUUUGGUGGCCGCGAAGCCCUGCAAAUAUCAUUCGAUGGCCCUUCAUGACCUGGAGCUCGAGUGUGAGCAUGGAGAGCCAGGCGGCGAGCUGGGCGAAGAGCCAGGCGAAGAGCCGGGCGAAAAGCCAGGCGACGAUCCGGGCCAGGGUGAAGCGUCGGGCUCCUUGGGAUUGCCGCUGUCUUUGGUGAUCUUCCACCUGAGGCCUGUCUCAAAGCUCACGGCCCAGGCGCUUUGCCGAGGCUUCGCGGCCGACCCUUCCGAAGAGAGUUCUUCGAGUUCUUCGAGUUCUUCUGGCGUGCUUCGGGGGAAGCUUGCGAGGCAUCGGCCGCGUGAGCUUUUGCUGCUCCACGGGGCGCGUUGUGGGGCGCAGGCGGAGUUGUGGACGAGCGUCUGCUUUGGGUUUAGGGAGGGGGUGCCCCGUCCGGCUGGACCUAUCCCUCUGGAUUUCCUGGCGGCCUUAGACUUCUUCGGGGUGCCCCGCUUCGUGGACGUAAAGACUCGGCACUUUGGGCCCUGGAACUUCGCCACUGGCACUACUCCUCUCGCUGUGCAGUGGGCAUCGCCUGGGCCCAAGGUGCCCCUCUUGCAGUGGGAGCCGGAGAAGGGGCCACGCAAAGGCCCUCACCAAAGCGAGGGAGGUCGCGAACCGGAGGAAGUCUCAGAGAGCGACAGCGAGCACAGCGAGCACCGAGGUGAGCACAGAGAGCACGGCGAGCACAGCCAGCCGGACUUGGAGGAAGAGGAUGCCGAGGAUGCCGAGGAUGCCGAGGAUGCCGAGGACGUCCAGCUGUGGGGUAUCAUCAAAGCUCUGAGGAAGAGAUGGGCCGACGAGACAGACUCGGAGGAUGAGGGGACGAAGGUGGCAGAUGCUGCGCCGUGCGAAGCUGCCAGUGCUGAGCCUGCGCCGGCAGUGGGUCAGGUGGGUCUGGAGAAGUGCAUUGAGCAGUCCAACAAGGACAAGUCGCUGAGUCCAGGAUGCAGCCCGGGGAGCAGCCCCAGCAGCAUGAGGCCCAAGUUCACGAUGCUUUCAUCCUCUUCUGGGAGCCCCAAGCGAAACUUCGUGUACACCGACCAGGAGACGUCGGAGGCCACAGGGACACACUCGCCCUCACCAGAACCUCUGGGGGCAGCCCCUGAGUCCUGGAGCUCUCCACCUUCCAUGCAGUGGAAGACUUUCGUGCGGAAGGUCUCCACGGACGACCGUGUGGUGGAGAUCAGCGAACCGCGCGGCCGCAGCACCAUUCCGUCUGUGGGGGAGAAGGGCGCGCGCUCUGAGCGGUGUCCGCAGCUGGCGAAGAUGGGCAUCUGCUUCGAGGGAGCCCGGUGCCAGCAUCAGCACCCGCCCGGUGUGCAGCUUGCCCGCGCCGAGCCGUGCCCCUUCGGCGGAAACUCCCGAGAGGCCUGUCCACUUCGGAACCUUUGUGCCUUCACGCACGGCGAGGCGGAGCAGCGCUGCCCGCCCAUCUUCCGGGCCCGAGGGAACGACCCUGCCGGAGACGAGGACGGCCUGGCGGAUGCGGCGCACGUGGUGCGGCGGUCCUUGGGCCAGAGCAUGGACCAAACGGUGGCCCUGCUCGCCGAGGCCCGGGCCUUGGGGCUGGUGGACGACGUGCGCAGCGCGGAGCGGAGGCUUCAGAGAACUCUACACGAGCAGACCGUGCCGCAGCGGUUGCCCUCGCUGCCCUGGCUUCCAUCGGCAUCACCGUCUCCGACGGGUCCAAACAGACAUCCCGGUACUGCUGGCACGGGCUGCCAAGCACAGGAAGCAUCAGCCGGCUCGAUGCCACGUAGCCGGGCGCUGAGCCGGGCCUCGUCUUGCGACUCCUUCUUUGACGGCGAGGCCAUGCGCUUCGUGCUGGCACCCUCCACACCGGGCGACAUCACGCAGUCCAACUCUCCCCGAUCGGCACAUUCUCACAGCCACACCCCAGGCGGUUACCGGCCAGAUUCCCAUGCCUGGGAUGACUACCACGGCAUCUACAGGCCUGGGUCCUUACCCAGUGCAGCUAGCAUUGACUGUGCGCUUCGCAACAUGGCGGAACAGGCGUCUCUCCAGGUGCCCUCAUCGAGCACGGUGCAGGACACCUUCGAGGAGGUUGCGGUGACUCCGCUGGUCCUGCGUGCGCCGCUCCGCCGGCGAAGCAGCAAAGCCUCCGCGGAGCCCGCGCCGCCAAGCUUGGGGUUCAUGUGGCACACCAGUCCCUUUGCCAUCUCCAGGACGCCCAACAUCCACACACCCAGCCAUCACUCUCCUGCCCGAUCUCCCACCUCCUUCAGUGGCUACUGCUCACCCAUCCCAGGUUUCCCCUCCGGGCUUCCCUCCGGGGUGGCCUCCCCGAACCAGCGCCGGUCGGGCUAUUCCUCCCCAUCCACCGGCCUUUCGACGGGCCUAGGUGGCACCUUCUUCGCUGGGGCGGCCGCCGCGGCCACGCAGUCUGGGCUGAUGCGCCGGCUCAUGUCCCUGCGCGAGGCCCGGGGAGAAGAGCGGGAGGAGGACAGCGAGUGGUCCAGCGAAGACAUCUCAGACGGUGACGGAGAGGCACCCGACUUGCUGGAGCUGCUGUUAAAGCACGCCGAGCGGGUGGCCCCACGUCGCGGGGGUCGGGAGCCGAGGCUGCUGUGCCUGGACCUAAGCUCCGAGCUGCUGCCCGUGCGGCUUCGGGGCUUGCUGCCCUGCCACUCGAUCCCCUUCCUCAAUGCCUGGGUACAGGCACUGCUGGCAUGUUCGCCUCUGGUGCAUCUUCUGGCGCAGGUGUCUCGGCAGAACCAGCAGCCACGGCCAGCCUACAACUGCUUGAUGCAGCUUGCAUGGGAGUUCUACGGAAGUAUCUGGAGCCCGAGCCCUGAGCAUCCUGAGCGUAGGCUGGAAAUGGUGCAGCCGGUGCUGGGCAACCGGCCACCAGUUGCCAUCGACGCCGCCUUCUUUGCUGAGCCUUUGCUGAGACGAUUCGAGCGGGGCAAGUCGGUUCAAGAGGCGCCAGUCUUCCCGAGGGUCCCAGGCCUCCUUGGCCCCGACAUGUUCUCCUGCUUCCUGCGUUUUUUCCUUGGCGAGCUUCACGACGAAUGCAAAUGGCCGACCCUGUCAGCGGUGCCUUACCAGCACGAGGACUCUCCGAUGAUGCGGAUCUUCGGGGGCCUUGUCCGCAAAACAUCUCAAGGGAGGCGCGUGAGCAGCUUGGGCGAUGGGCACGCGCAUGCUCACAACGCUCACACAGACGUGGCGCCGUUCCUCCUGCUGCACCUGGACCUUGCAGACCCCUUCAUGGACCCCAAGGUGCCGAUCUCUGUGGAGGGCGCGGUGGAGCAGCUUCUGGCACGCCAGGAGGCCCGGUUUCUGCGGCUGCCGCCCUUUCUGCUGGUGCAGCUCAACCGCUUCCGCACUGGAAGCGACGGCCUGCCAGACCGAGUCAGCCGCAAGUGUCGGAUCCAGUUGGAGAUGGAGCUGGAGGAAGCCACCGGCUACACCUUGCGAUCGGUCAGCUACCAGCUGCGGAGCGCCAUCUGCCACUACGGCGAAGUCCCGGAAGGCGGCGCCUACAAAGCCCUGGCCCUGCAUUGCGAAGGCGAAGCCGAAGCAGAGGGCCAAGAGGGCCAAGAGGGCCAAGAGGGCCAAGAGGGCCCACUCCGCCGCGGCAGCUGGCAUGUGCUGGACGAUGCAGCCGUGCGCUGCAAGCCCCAGAAGGACAUUCAGGACAUUGUGGACUCGGAGGGGCACCAUGCCUGCUUCUUGAUGUUCCGGCGGGGCCGUCUUCUCCUGAUGGCUGCGGGAGGCCAGAAGAACCGGCCUCCGAGCUUUCCGGCACUGUGCUGUAGCAUGCUGACCACUUUCUCAAAUAGCUCUGAACAUCUGGAGCAUUGCACGAAGAAGAUCGAAGGGGUACCGGAUGCGACCCUCAACCCACAGUCCCUGGGUCAGAUUUUCCCUUACCAUGUGGGGCCGGAGCUGUGGUGCUCCAGCCAUCCGUGCUGCGGCAGUGCGGAGGGCCAGCUGGGCCAACUGGGUCAGCAGCAACCGAGCUGGGACCUGGCGCCGUGCCAGCGAGGCCGGGCCUAUGCGGCCGAGGCAAAGAAGCGGCGGCCCCUCCGGCCCAAGGAGGAGCUGCUGAGGGACACGGCGCACCAUGAUGUGCCGGUGCGCCGCAAGGCGGUGAAAGACCUUGGCAGAUACCCGGACGACCCUGAAGCCAUCGCGGCCCUAGCCAAGGCUCUCGGUGACGAAGAUGUCGCCGUGCAGCUCGCUGCGCAGGGCGCCAUGUCCAAAGUAGCCGACAUUGGCGAUGAGCGCACCGUCAAAGCAACGUUGGAGCGCGUCUCCAGCACUUGCGAGUGGACAAGGAUCGCCGCGUUGAGCACGCUGGCAGACAUUACAGGCAAGUACGGGCAUGCAACCCGAGGGACCGCACUGGAUUUGCAGGUGGAUGAAGCUGUCAAAGGUCGGCUGAAAGAUGAGGACUGGGGUGUCAGGCGCGCAGCCAUUGACACCAUGGCCUCCAGAGCAGCACCGGGCUGCCAAGAGACGCUGGCGGCCGCCAAGCGGCUCCUUGAGGACCAAAUGGGAACUGUGCGGGAGUCUGCCAUCAAGGCCAUCGCUGCGUUGGUGCCGAAGGGCACGCGCGAGGCCAUCGACUGGAUCUCCCCAAGGCUUGAUGACUGGCACGAGUCUGUGCGGAGGGCAGCUGUUGUGGCGGUGUCUAAGAUUGCUGAAAAAGGCGAUCAGCACGCCAUCGAGCUUGAGAAGAGUGCGUGCGACGACAGGUCCUGGAUCGUUCGCAAGGCCGCGACGGACUCUUUGGCGGUGACGGCAACGCUGAACGACUUGACCUCGUUGCGAAAGCUGUCGAAGAUGCUGGAGGACUUCGAUCCCUUGCCGCGGAUGGCGGCCAUCUACGGCAUCGCGGAGCUCUGCGGCGUCGGCCAUCGCAAGGCCAUCGCCCUCGCGGAGGCGCGCCUCGAGCACCGUGACCCGGGCACGCGCCAGGCUCUCGCGCUGCUUCCCUUGCUCUAA
Symbiodinium natans is the source of this 7506-nucleotide messenger RNA. The record is from the annotation of a GenBank genome assembly. NCBI's taxonomy places the organism in Eukaryota, Dinophyceae, Suessiales, Symbiodiniaceae.